This is a messenger RNA of Closterium sp. NIES-67, 879 nucleotides long. NCBI's taxonomy places the organism in Eukaryota, Viridiplantae, Streptophyta, Zygnematophyceae, Desmidiales, Closteriaceae. The record is from the annotation of a GenBank genome assembly.
UCCGCCAGGUCAAACAAACCUCUCACCUUCGCCCCGCACCACCACCACCAUCACCGCCGCUCAUCUCGCCGCGCAGCCCCGUGAUCUCUCUCUCGACAGCCUUAGCGACCAUUAUCGUAUUCGUAAUCGCCAUCCGCCAUCCCGAGAUCAUAUCGACAAGUCAAUAUGGUGCUCGCUCAUCUUCGCGCGGCCGCGGGUGCGAUUCGUCAAAACGGUCUGCUUGGAGCGCUGAAGCAGGCUUAUCAUGAGGGAUACGCCAUGGCUCUCCUAGACGGCAACCUCUUCGAAACGAAGCGCCGAGCCUUGGGGUCCCGCCUUGUGGGUAUGGAUUCCCACGGCAACAAGUACUACGAGCGCAUGGAUGCACAAGCAGGUCGGCAUCGAUGGGUGGAGUACAAGGAGUCAUGGGGCUACAACGCAUCCACUGUGCCUCCUGAGUGGCAUGGCUGGCUGCACCACAUCACAGAUGACCUACCUGAUAAGAUUCUUGCUUUCAAGCCGCGCUACAGUAUGGAGCACCGGGCCAAUCUUACAGGGCAUGGAGAUGCCUUCAUUUACCAUGCCAAGGGCCACGCCCUGAACCCCAACCAGCGUGAUUGGUCGCGUGUCCAGACCUGGCUUCCCGGCUCCCCUGAUGAGACCAACAAUCCUGCUGCACCAUCAGCCCCUUCAUCCGCUAAGGCAUCAGACACACCUUCCAAGUCAGGGUAGGACUGCAGGAAAAGCAUUGUGGGUGUGCCUGAUGUUUCUUACUGAGUACAUGUAACCUUUGCUAUGGGAAGCUGGCUAGGUCCUUGAUUUCUGCUAUGUUUGUCUACGCUCCUGAUUGCUUCCAUGCCAAGGUGCUCAAAUAGUAGACCUGCCUGGGGACCCUCCCAA